UGGAGACGCACCAGUGUCUCAUUCCUGGAGGAGGGGUCCGGGCAGUGUAUUACAUAUCACAGAAGAUAUGUGAUGCAUCGCUAUUUAACAGAAAAGAGAACUAAAAGAAAGGUGUUGGCGCACAUCAGUGGGGUCACAUCAAGCAAACCUGGAGCAUCCCUGGUCUACCCCAUGCCCUCCCGGAAUGUGUCACUGCGGCUGCAGGGCCUCCAGGAGAAAGACUCCGGACCCUACCUCUGUUCCGUGAACUUGCAAGACAGUCAAGGCACUGUUCGAGGUCACAGCAGCAAGACUUUAGAACUCAAUGUGCUGGUUCCUCCAGCUCCUCUGUCCUGCCGCCUCCGGGGCGUGCCCCACGUGGGGACCAACGUGACCCUGCGCUGCCAGUCCCCAAGGAGUAAGCCCGCUGCCCAAUACCAGUGGGUGCGCUCGCCCCCAUCCUCCCAGGUCUUCUUUGCACCUGUUUUAGGAAAAGUUCCUCUUCCUAUGAUGGUGGACCAUAUCUCUUGACUUCUAUCGAGGUUCCUCCUACUCAGGGGAAAGAGACAGGGAGGGCAAGAAGAAGAAACUU
Balaenoptera musculus (blue whale) is the source of this 571-nucleotide messenger RNA. Its product is annotated as endothelial cell-selective adhesion molecule-like. Gene Ontology annotation, biological process: homophilic cell-cell adhesion. Lineage: Eukaryota; Metazoa; Chordata; Mammalia; Artiodactyla; Balaenopteridae. Gene Ontology annotation, molecular function: cell-cell adhesion mediator activity. The record is from RefSeq and is a predicted model, not a curated record. Gene Ontology annotation, cellular component: plasma membrane; adherens junction. Bases 73 to 510 code for a protein of 145 amino acids. The transcript is spliced from 4 exons.